Messenger RNA from Leptidea sinapis, 2805 nucleotides. RefSeq lists its product as uncharacterized. NCBI's taxonomy places the organism in Eukaryota, Metazoa, Arthropoda, Insecta, Lepidoptera, Pieridae. The transcript is spliced from 4 exons. The record is from RefSeq and is a predicted model, not a curated record. Bases 43 to 708 code for a protein of 221 amino acids.
AUAUAAUUUGUAUUUCUGUUGCUCGGUUUGGUGCUUGAAGACAUGUGGGAUUUUAAAAUGGAUUUGAAGUAUUUGUUUUUUAUUUGUUUAGUGGAUUUCAGCGCUUCGGAUUCGAGGCUUUUGUCAAGAAGCAAGAGGUAUAUUGCCUUUCCGGAAGGCUCCAGUUUUUCUUGUGCUGGAUGUUUGACUGUGGGAGUGAUUGGUCAGCCAGCGCCAUCAUCAUCGCCAGGAACAUUCACCUUCGGCCUCAACUGGGGCAUAGCGUACGAGCUACCAAAUGCCACGGAGACUGCUUAUGCUUUUCGGAGGAAGAAGAAACCUCUUGUGCAGCGUAGAAGUAGGCGAGAAUUGUAUCAGAAGCUAGAACUUAUUUUGGACAACAUGGGCUACAGCGGUCGAGAAUGCAUUCUUAAAACUCUUUGUGAAACAACGCAACGGCUUGUGCCACAUGGGAAUAAUAUGAUUGAAGAGAUAUUUAGAACAAUGUUUACAUUGCCGAUUACCAAAGUGCUUCCGACAGAGCCUCUCGAACACACGAUAUAUGACUCCGCACAUCGAUUAGGCCUCCUUCUAAAGACAUGUGACAACUUCAAGUGUCCUCUGUCCUUAGUUGACUGGGCUCAAGGAUAUUAUAACGCGCCUGCUCCCAUCGUUGACACUGCGAAGAGUCCUUGGACCCUGUUUAGUAGCAGUUAUAACGACUUAUAGUUUUGUAAAUAUGUUAGUGCUUAUGUUAUUUUUUUAGUUAAGAAUACCUCUAUAUUAUAAUAUAAUUUACAUAUUAUUAUAAUAGAUUGAACUGGGUGUGUUUGAAAAUAUACUGGGCGAUGGAAAUAAGGGUAUAUUCUAUUUAUUAAAUGCAAAUAUUGAUAUAAUGAAUGUAGUAAAAUUAUUACGCUUAUAAGUAUAACAAUAAAGCGAGAUAAUGUCGUAUACGAAGAUUUGAGUUUUAAUAAAUUAAUAACUUACGUUUCCCUACCGUUUGUUUUUCCAUUUUUCAGUUAUAGUAGAAAUAGGCGAUACUUUGACAGCCUGUAUAUAGGAGCUUCCAUCUCACAUAUUACUUUGCUUACAAUAAAGUCUAUCUGCUGCACUCAGCCUCAUUAAAUUAAACCUAAUGAGUAUGUAACUAAUUAUCAUUAACUUUUUAUUAUUUCAUGAUUCAUUACUUAACUACCGACUCAAGGAAACAUUAGGAUGAAACUUAUCGAAACAUGAUAAAUAAGAAUUGAGGUUUCAAAAAUGUUUUACAUAAAUAAUGGCUUUAGGAGUUUGUUUAAUACAUACUUAUCAAUAUGAACUAGGAUAUACCAAAUUAUGACCUUCUCUAACUCUCGAUAUAAAAAAAGCGUAAUAUUUCAUACACAUGACCAUUUUUACUAAAAUUGCAUCUUUAUUUUUAACUUUGGCAAGAGGUGGUAAACGUCACUGCACGAAGAUUGUCAGGCAAGUGUCAACCAAUCAGUUGUUUUGUUUGUAUCGUCCAAAUAUUUUUAUUUGUAUGAACUUCAAGAAAAGAUAAACUAACAAUAAUUUUAAAAUAAUGAGUAAAAACAUAGUGAGUAGUUUUGCAUCUAUAUUAAAUUGCGUUAAAUUUACACCAAAUGAUAUAAAAGAAAAACACAAUAAGGUUAGCAGUUCCAAGACAAAACGCACGGUCACAUAUUAGAAAUAAAAUUAGUUUUAUGCCAAUAAUUACAAAGAGUAACCUAGGUAGGACCGCUCCUAUUAACAGAAUUGUAAUGUCCUAUAACAAUAUAUUUAAAAUAGCAGAAUUGGACAUAUUUUGGAACUCUGCAUCGAUUUUCAAGCGCAAAAUUAAAAAUCAUUUAAUUAAAUAAUAUCAUUCGUUUUUUUUUCGUAUUUAAUUAUAGUUGCUGUAUUUUAAAUUUAGUUUAUAUAAAAUUUUGUUUUUUUUUUUGUUUAGAGUGAUAAGUUUUUUAUAUUUUUGUUUAGGUAACUAAUUUAUAAAAUAAUUUAGAUAAGUAGUAAGUAAACGAGGAAAUUGUCAUAUGUUAAUAAUGUUUUUAAGUACUUGUAAUUUAAUUAAAUAAUUAAUUGCAUGUCCAGUUAACCCGUAAAUGGGGUGUACGAUGUUAAAUAAUAUAAGUAAUUAAUGUGUAAAUAUGCUAAAAGGAAAUACAUUGUAUACAACGUGGGCUUCCUAUUAAAAAAAAAAAACAAAUAUAUUCGUUCUUUCGUUUUAGGAGCUAUUAUCAAACACGCCACGCUCAAGAGUGCAAAAUUACACAAGGGAUGAAAAGGUUCUGUUAGCACCUCUUAUAUCUUUAUAUAAGAGGUGCUAACAAAAUCCGAUUGUCAAGUUAAAAUCAACUGACGGCAAGUCUAUUAAAAAAAAAGAAAUCUAUAUAUAUAAAAAUGAAUUGCUGUUCGUAAGUCUCGCUAAAACUAGAGAACGGCUGGACCAUUUGGAUAAUUUUCGUCUUGAAUUAUUUGUGGAAGUCCAGAGAAGGUUUAAAGGCGAACAAAUAUGAAAAUAAUCGGAAUUAAAUAAAAACAACUAUUUUGAUUUUCCUUUGAUGUGUGGGACGAUGGGGGCGUUCAGAAAUCAAAUAAAAAUAAUAGUUUAAAAUGAAGAACUAAUUAGAAUUUUUAUGUCUUUCUAACUUUCUCAGGAGGUAAAAAGAAAACUUCCUAAAAACACGGGUAAUAACACUUAAAAAAAAGUAUUCCUUUUGCUUGUUUUAAGUUUAUUUUAUACAAAAAUUUGGGUCUUUUAUUUAUCCAAUUGAGGCAAUACGAAGUCUGCCGGGUCAGCUUGUAUUUAAUAAAAUUUGUGAACUA